Molecule: messenger RNA, 1170 nt
Organism: Nerophis lumbriciformis (worm pipefish)
Lineage: Eukaryota; Metazoa; Chordata; Actinopteri; Syngnathiformes; Syngnathidae
Source: RefSeq, a predicted model, not a curated record
AUGGACGCGCUCAACAAGCUUAAACAGUUUGACGCCUAUCCCAAAACUCUAGAGGAUUUCCGGGUGAAGACGUGGGGCGGCGCGACCGUGACAAUCAUCAGCGGUGUCAUCAUGUUAAUCCUAUUCAUUUCAGAGCUGCAGUACUACCUUACCAAGGAGGUGCAUCCUGAACUAUAUGUGGACACGUCCCGAGGCGACAAACUGAAAAUCAACAUCGACGUGGUCUUCCCUCACAUGCCAUGCGCCUAUCUCAGCAUCGACGCCAUGGACGUGGCUGGCGAGCAGCAGCUAGAUGUAGAGCACAACCUCUUCAAGCAGCGGCUGGACAAAGACCUCCAACCUGUCACGCAAGAGGCGGAGAAACAUGAACUCGGGAAAGCCGACGACGGACAAGCGUUCGACCCCAGCACACUCGACCCGAAACGGUGCGAGAGCUGCUACGGUGCCGAGACGGAGGAACUCAAGUGCUGCAACACCUGCGAUGACGUGCGCGAGGCUUACCGUCGUCGGGGCUGGGCUUUCAAAAGCGCCGACACCAUCGAGCAGUGCAAACGAGAAGGUUUCACACAGAAAAUGCAGGAGCAGAAAAAUGAAGGCUGCAAAGUGUACGGCGUUCUGGAGGUUAAUAAGGUCGCGGGAAACUUCCACUUUGCUCCUGGAAAAAGUUUCCAGCAGUCGCAUGUGCACGUGCACUCUGUGGAAAUCCACGACCUUCAGAGUUUCGGCUUGGACAAUAUCAACAUGACCCAUUUGAUCAACCACCUGUCAUUCGGUGAGGACUACCCAGGCAUUGUCAACCCUCUGGAUGGGACGCAAGUGAUGGCGCCACAAGCGUCAAUGAUGUACCAGUAUUUUGUCAAAAUUGUACCGACCAUUUACAUGAAAACAGACGGAAUGGUUGUAAAAUCCAACCAGUUCUCCGUCACCAGACAUGAAAAAGUGGCCAACGGUUUGAUAGGCGACCAAGGCCUGCCUGGGGUCUUUGUUUUAUACGAGCUUUCGCCCAUGAUGGUGAAAUUCACCGAGAAACACAGAUCAUUCACUCACUUCCUGACCGGAGUGUGCGCCAUCAUCGGAGGCGUCUUCACAGUGGCCGGACUCAUCGACUCGCUCAUCUACCACUCUGCUCGCGUCAUUCAGAAGAAAAUAGAGCUGGGCAAGGCCUCCUAA